UUGGUAAAGUAUUUGUACAGGAGACAUUGCCACCAGCCAAUCAACGAAUGCAUCCGAGGUGGAUUUAGCCUCGUGUCUUUGGUUGACUGUUUUCGUUUGUGCUUAUGCAAUCACUAUGCAAGAAGUUUUAAAAUUAACUUGACAAUUCAGUAUGACUUCUAGUGCUGCCUGUCACUGCCCUAUAUAUUUUAGAAUUCUGCUUUAUGAUACGAAAGAUCUAAUUAAGAAAUAUCCGCUACAGUGUCAUUCGAUUAUUUCUUGAAUUUUAGUUUUAGAUUAUGGAUUCUUUUGUUGGCUUAUUUGAUCCAGAGUGUCAAGAUGAAACUCUUGUAACAUCAAUUCCUGAGUAUUUGCCACCAGAAGCUGCUGAUGGUAAUGUAGAAUACAAAUUGAAGCUUCUAAAUCCUUCUAAAAGUCGAUUUGAACAUUUGGUUACACAGAUGAAAUGGCGGCUGAGGGAAGGUCAAGGUGAGGCUAUUUACACCAUCGGUGUUUCUGACAGUGGCAAAUUAAUAGGUUUAGAUGACCGAGAAAUGAAAGAAUCUCUUCACACAUUGUAUCGAAUGGCUGAAAAGCUUGGGGCUGACAUUACAAGUCUAGGGGAACGUUGCAUAGCUGAUAAUUUAAAUGCAGAAACAAGAAGAGUAGCUGAGUUUUUGAUCCGAAAAAUACCAGAAGACCAGCAGUCAAUCGAGCUCCGAGUGGCCGUACUGGGCAGUUCUGAUGUGGGUAAAAGUACUCUGCUUGGUGUUCUUACUCAAGGAGAAAUGGAUAAUGGUCAUGGGAGUGCCAGGCUCAACUUAUUUCGACAUUUACACGAAAUACAAAGUGGACGAACUAGUAGUAUUAGUCAUGAAAUUCUUGGCUUUGAUUCUCAGGGUAUUGCUAUGACUUACAGCACUUGUAGGACAGCAGAGGAAAUAUGUGAUAGCUCUAAAAAACUGAUUACGUUUAUUGAUUUAGCUGGACACAGAAAAUAUCUGAAAACGACAGUGUUUGGUUUGACGGGUCAUUCUCCCCAUUUUGCUGUGUUAGUAGUGAGUGCAGUGGGUGAGAUGGGCAUUGCUAGUGAACAUCUUGGUCUGGCUACUGUUGUUGGUAUUCCCAUUGUUGUAGUAAUUAACAAGAUAGAUUUAGCCAAUGGUAUUUGCCUGAGACGCACACUCUCACAACUCGAAUCAUUAUUGCAAAUGCCAGGCUAUAAGAAGGUAUCUUUUCAAGUGAGAAAUGAAGAUGAUGCCCUGACUGCUGCCAGUUCUUUUGCCUCAAAUAAAAUUACGCCCAUCUUUUUAGUUUCUUGCGUCACUGGUGAAGGUUUAGAUCUGUUAUAUAACUUCUUAAAUGUUCUGCCUCCUACAAUCAACCAAAAAGAGCGGGAACAUCUCAUACAAAAGCCAGUUGAAUUUCAGGUUGAUGAAACUUUCCACGUCCCAGAAGUGGGAACUGUUGUCUCAGGUCUCCUCACCAGUGGUGUGGUUCGAGAAGGGGAUAACUUACUUGUGGGUCCCUCAGACAGUGGAAAGUUUUACCCUGCAAGAGUGCAGUCCUUACAUAGGCACAAAGUGCCAAGCAGAGUGGUUCGAGCUCUCGAAACAGCUACCUUAGCUCUAUUCAUCCAAACAAAGAUGAUCCUACGUAAAGGGAUGGUUCUCAUUAAUGAGAAGGUCAAACCACCUGUUUGCUAUUUCUUUCAGGCCAAGAUACAAGUGCUCUUCCACACCACCAAUAUAUGCACCGGUUUCCAGGCAUCCGUUCACAUCGGUAACAUCCGCCAAACUGCAACCAUUUUAGGCAUUAUGGGAAGAUCUAGUCUUUCAGUCAAUGAUACAGCAUCGGUUAUGUUUAAAUUUAUACAACGUCCAGAAUGUGUCCACCCUGGAUCGAAAAUUCUCCUCAGAGUUGGCCAAACCAAAGCCAUUGGCCGAGUCACCCAAGUCUUUCUCUUAGAAGAUAACUCACCUCUCAAAAUAUCUCCCAUUCAUCAUUAACUUACGGGUUUUUAAAUUUGUUCAGUAACACAUUUUCAGUUAGACCUGUUUGUUAUUAAAUUAUAGUGUGAAAAUAGCUGCAUUAUAAUAUUUUUCAGUGUUUAAAUUCUAAGACAGUUAAUUUACAUUGUUUUUGAUCUAUACAGAAAAUAUUUACCCCCCUAGUCAACUUAGAUAUUAAAUAGAAUAUGUCGGUCUGUAGGUGGCCUAUAUUAUAUUAUGGUUUAAACUUUUUUUCACUGAAAGUUUAAUAUCAAAAAUAAAUUGAAUUGGUUAAUAAUGUGUUGGUUUUAACAGAAAAUUGUGCUUUUUGAUUGGCCAAGCACACGGAAAUUUGACCAUUUUUAAGUUAUUUAAUACUUUUACUUUAUUUUAUUUGUUUAAAAAAAAUAAAUGGCGGAUAUAUACAUUUUUUGGCAACUUUUUGCUUGUGCCCAACUAACCUAGAAAUUAAUGUUAUGUUGAUGCCAAAAAAUUGCAAGGUGAAGUAUCAGCUAUUUAGUUUAUUUUAAUAUGUAAUUUUACAAUGUUCCUCGUGAAUACAUUUGAAAAGUGUUGAAUGUAUAAAUGAAAGGUUGAUUUUAACUGAAAAUGUUUGGAGGGGGAAAUAAAUAAGGACUUCAAUGUCGUAAAAUAGGUAUUAACUGGUAAGUUUAUUUCAGUAUGUAAUUAACAUAAUGAAUUACAUAUUGAAUGGAUUGAUAAGUUGGUUUUAAUAAAUGCCACAUAACUAAAUAUCUUAUGUUACUGUAAAAUACGUACUAACCAUUUAGUUUAUUAUAAUAUGUAUAACUGAAAGUAAUUUAAUGCACUAUAUACAUUAAAUUACUUUUAGUAUUAUAAGACUAGUACAAAAAUAACAACAUUUUACUUUGUUUCUUAUGAAAAGUUAAUUUUAAUUAUUUUUUGAUUUGUUUAAAAUGAUAAUAUUUUUAUCCUCAAUUUUAUCUGUUCAUUUUAGUUUCUAUACUCAUAUAUUUCUGAGGAUAUUGUAAAUUUAAUACUUUGAAAUAAGUUUUUUGCCACAUUUCAAAAAAAUUCUGUUUCUAUGUUAUUGUUUCUUGAUGUUUUACAAAUGUCUUAGUUAUGCAUACUGCAUAAUAUAGAAAGAUAUUUAUUCUUAUUUCUACAUAUAUGUAUCAGAAUAUCUAGAGCAUAAAAAUAUGGAAAUUGAGCAUGAAAAUAGCUUUUUUUUUUAUCCUCAAUUACAUUUUUUUUAAUGAAACAUAAUUUAUUGUAUGUGUUUCAUUAUUAGAAUGAUUAAUAAAAAUUAGAGGAACUAUUAUGAAACAAUAAUUAAGUACAUUUUUCUUUUUGGUUUAGUUUGUAAAUUUGUUUUAGCUACAAUAAAGUAAUAAGCCUUUUUUUUAAAAAAAAAAUUAUUUAGUAUUUUUUUACCCGUGCAUUCUCCAAAAUAUUGGUAAACUCACUAAAUGUCGAUAAAUAUAUUAAAAAAUUUUAUCACAUUUUCGAAACUCAAUUUCUAUAUUUUUUUAAUGCCUGAUCAUUGUUUUUAAGCAUUUUAGUUAUUGUUUAUUAAGCAAUAAUAAUUAAUAGUAUGUAAACUUAAUUUUCAGUAGAAUAAUGCAAUUAUUGAUAAAAUUUGAGUAUGUGGUUUUGAAACAAUUUCAUUUUUAACUCUUAUAUGAUCCAUGAACUAUAUGGGAGAUUUAGCUUUUUAUUUUUAAGUAAAAAUGAAACCUGUGAUUAUCAAGAGUUUACUCUUUUUAAAAACUGAUAACAAUAUGCGCAAAGUUGUUUUCAUUUCAAGAUUUUUAUUUUAUGAAUGCUUGUUAUUAUAUUUAAAUUUUAUUUAUUUUCAUCUUGGAGUUUCAUGACUUAGUUUAUCCUCAUCCAUUUUGAAUUGAGAACAUUGCUAUGAUGCAUUUGAUUCAAUUCAUUUUAAAGCAUUAAUUUUAUUGUAUGGAGCAAUAUUUGGAAUGUAGCAUUUUUCACAGUGUUUUGAGACAAGUUACUUUUUAAAAAAAUUUAAUAUUAAUAAUGUUCUUAAAAUAAUUUUCAGAAUAUAAAAUAUUCAUAAUAUAUCCACAUGUAUUAAAAAAAAUAACAAAAUGCAUUUUUGAUGUAAAAAAAUGAUUGGUAAAAAAAAUUUUAAUUGUUAAAUUGAAUUUCUCUGCGACCAUUAAUUUAGCCUUUCAUGGAGACGUAUUAAAGCAGCCUCACAUUCAACCAAUAACUAAUAAAGAACUUUCUUAUGGAUUUUUCAUUUUUUGAGUUUGAAAGACUUCAUUCAUUUAACGCACUAAUUUUCAUUAACUGAAAUAUCUUUAAAGCAAAUAUUGUGAAAGAAUUAAUUUCAGAAUUGGGAUUUUCAUUCGGUGAAAAAAAAACUUAUUUUUUGCAAAGAAAGUUGUUUUUUUUUUUUGUUUUUUUUUUUGUUAAUUUAAAUUUACUGGAUGGCAAAAUGUGUCAAUUUUCAUGUUUUUUAACUGAAAAAUAUGAAACAAAUUUUUUCUGUUAUCAUUUUUCAAAACCAAUAGAUAUUAUUUUUAUUAUUAGAAAUUUAUCAGUUGAUAUGAAAACAGAAUUCAUUGCAACCUCAGAAUUUUAUUUUCGACAGCCCUCUUUUGAAAUAGGUUGUGCAUCCCCCCUCUUAUUUUUUUCAUUUAUAAAAAUAUUGGGUUCCUUAAUACAGCCCACCAUUUAAAAUUUAAAGUAAUUGUUUGUUGUUAACACACACUUUCUCCUCUGCAUCUUUUUUCCCUUACUAAACAUCUCUAAUGUGCCUUAUUUAAGUUUCACGUAGGAUAGACCCAUUAAUACAAUAUUUACCAGUUACUGUGGUUACUAAACUUUUUCAAUUUGUAGUGCCCUUUUAGGAAUACGGUUUGUUCAAGGCGAUGUAUAUUUUGAAUGAUAAUGAAUAUUUCUUAUACGUCUAUUAAUGAACAAAUAACAAUUCAUUCAUCAAUAUCCUGUUUAUACAGUUAAACAUACCUGUUUAUAUAGUGGACCUUCGAGGGACUGAAAUUUUGGUUCACUGUAACCGAGAGUUCUCUAUAUCUGUGCAGCAAACAGUUGUAAUUUAUCUUUCCAAACUCCUGCCUUUUAUGACACAUUAUUUAAAUAAAUGAAUAAUAAAAUGAAAUACAAAAAUAACUGAAAAAUAAAACAUUAGCAACAAAAAUGUGUUAACUUUUAUCUUUUAUUACUCCUCGUCUUGCGUACCAAAAAAAAAAUUUAAUAUUUAGCUGAGAAGUCCUCCACAUCACAUAGGGAAACAUUUCCCAACUCUCUGAUAAUUUUUCCUGUAUUUAUAUUAUUCCGCUUUUUAAACCUUACCUGAGCAUUCGAGCGCAUAAAAUUAGUCUCAGCAAAUUCAUCUACUUUGCUUUGAAGUGUUUGUCCAGAUACUGGAAGAUGGCGGUUGAAUGUUGAACCAAUGCAAUAAUGCUAUUCAAUAAUGAAGCAAACAAGAAAAAAUGCUUAUUGCUACAUUCCAUGCUAUAGAUGGUUUUACAUUAUUUCAUUUUUGCUAAUUAUUGGCUUGAUCACUUUUAGCAGUAUAUGUAAUACACUAAACUUGGAUUUUCUCAUAGUCUUGAAAUAUCUUUCAUUCUCAGACACAUUUCAGACCAAUAUGCUUCAUAACAAUGUUAGAUUUGGUAAAUAAUCAAAUUAAAAAAAUUUCAUUGAUAAAACCUAGCUUUCCCUUAUACUGCAUCUUAGAACUAUAUUUGAACCUUUACUAAAAGAAGAAUUAAAAUUAAAUCUGUCUGCUACAUUUUUUUCCCUUCUAAAAUCAGUUAACUACAAACGUUUACUAUAAUUUUUAAUGUGUGUGAAGGUGCAAAAAUGCUAUCAAAGUUGUUAAAUAUCUGUAUAGAGUGAAUGGGUAGUUUCAAUGUUAAUAACUUAUUUAAUGUAAAUAAAAUUGAUUAUUCAAUCUAUUAAAACCCUCUAUAAAAAUCUAGUUUUUAUGUUAUUUCAUAUGCGUCACAUUUAGCUGAAAAUGCUUUUACAUUGAAAACUUUUAACACUUCAACUUUUACUGCCUUAAUGUUUCUUUUUACUCAGCUCUACUAAAUCGAUUAAGGCACCUGCUGAUUUAUGAGACGUUGUAAAAAAAUGUCAUUGGAUUUCAGUUAUUGAAU
Messenger RNA from Parasteatoda tepidariorum (common house spider), 6103 nucleotides. RefSeq names its product GTP-binding protein 2. Gene Ontology annotation, molecular function: GTP binding; GTPase activity; translation elongation factor activity. Gene Ontology annotation, biological process: translational elongation. The record is from RefSeq and is a predicted model, not a curated record. NCBI's taxonomy places the organism in Eukaryota, Metazoa, Arthropoda, Arachnida, Araneae, Theridiidae.